This is a messenger RNA of Xenopus laevis (African clawed frog), 3119 nucleotides long. RefSeq names its product leucine-rich repeat-containing protein 3B (gene lrrc3c.L). The transcript is spliced from 3 exons. Lineage: Eukaryota; Metazoa; Chordata; Amphibia; Anura; Pipidae. Bases 719 to 1501 code for a protein of 260 amino acids. The record is from RefSeq and is a predicted model, not a curated record.
CCUUCUGCCUGUUUAAGGAGUCGGAACCAGGAAUGCAGAGAAUUUUUGUCUAUACUGUUAAACUAUCCAUUAUUUCUCAAUGCCGUGUCAUUUACCUCUCUCCUUCCCUGGAUCCUGAGCCGAUGCCUCCCAUCCUCUCUCCUUAUCCAAGGCUCCCCCCAGUCUUUCUCUCCCUCCUUCUCUCACAUCAGGCGGAGUCUCCAAUCCCCAGUAGAGGGACCUCAUAUCUCGUGUAGGAAAACACAGAGCUUGUUAGGGAGAGGUGAGGCUGGACCACAGCACGGGGAUGAUCUGUUAUUAACUCCCAGUACAUAGUAGUAACCCAGCAGGGCCAGGCUGAUGCAGGAAAGCUACUUUAGCUCAUCACUUUCCUCCUUGCAUAGGAUGGAUCCUUCUAUUUCCCCAGCUCAACUUUCUCCUUCCAGAUGAUGAUGAGCCUGUUGCUCUUAGACCUGACUCCUAUUUGGGGAAGAUCUGCUAAGUGGGUGCUGUUUGAUUUUCGGGCUCCUUGUCUGUAUACCAAAGUGGGACAAGCCUUGAAAAAGAAGAAUAUUCAGCCCUCCAUGGAAUAAGAUCCCCUGCGCAAGCAAUGGAAGAGCCACCCUACUGCUACUGUCCAUCUCCGUGAAUAAAGACGAAAUGUGAGUACCUUUCAGUUCCCGAGCUCGGACCCCAUCCACACCUACCUAAUUCCACCUGAGUAUGCUGCUGGCUGGCCAUGCCUUUCUUAGACUGGUAUCUUCGAUGCUCAUUGGCCACGUGGCUGCUAUUGCACAGCUUUGUCCUAAUGUCUCUCUGCUUCCAGCCUGCCACAACCUUCCCCAAAGGCUGUUACCUCUCUCAGGAGGACGGCUACAACACUCUGCGAUGCAGCAAUGCACAGCUAACAGAGGUACCAAGGGACAUCCCCAAUGACACCCAUCGACUUUACUUAGACUUCAAUCAGAUCACCUACAUCCCUUCUGACGCCUUCCGUAACCUCCCUGAGCUUAUGGAGCUAGACCUUUCCCACAAUUCCUUGGGACGUCUGGAUGUUGCUUCCUUAAGGGGCCUGAGUGAUCACUUACACUCACUGGACCUGUCUUCCAACAAACUGGUGACUGUUAGCAAAGAGGUCUUUGCCAAUCUGAAAGCUCGGACAAACUUAUCUGGCAAUCCUUGGAUGUGUGACUGUGAACUCCAAGAAGUUAUCCGAUUGGUGGAGCUGGAGCCAGGUUCGUCCAGUGGGAUUGUGUGUGCUAACUCAGUACAAGAGGAGUACGCCGGCAAGCCUUUCCACCAGGUAAUAAAAGAGGUUGAUCUGUGCAAUGUUUACAAGAAAACAACUGAUGUGGCUAUGCUUGUCACCAUGUUCGGAUGGUUUGCCAUGGUCAUAUCGUAUCUAGUGUACUAUGUACGUCAGAACCAGGAGGAUGCUAGACGCCACCUUGAGUACCUCAAAUCCCUGCCAAGCAAGCAGAAGCACUCUGAGGAGCCAUCCACCCUCAGCACUGUGGUGUGACUCAGGAACAGGGAAAAGACCAAUCAGGCUCUUUAUCAUAAGGGUUUUCAUUGUUAUUUCUCCAAUUUGGUAUCCUUAUAUGGCUAAAUAGAUUAUUCCUAUUACUUAGGCCAUAAGGUCACCGUACCGCCUCCCCCCUGACCUUCACUGGAUUAUUCCUAUCAACACAAGACCACCCUGCCUACCUUAAUUAGGUUAUCAAUCACUGGAAACAUACACAGCUUUUUCCCAUGCUCCACUUGCUCUCUUCACUCCAUGCCAUAAAUCCAAGUGAAUAAGGGAUAAAACACAGACCUAAUUAAAUACGAACAAAAUAUGGUAUUAGCUAAGAACAGAGUAUGGAGGAAAGGGUAUAGAGGCUGAGCAAGGAUGGGAUGUUAUACAAUGCAUAGAUUUAGGGUCCCAACAGAUAAGACUGCAGGGCAUGAGAUGAUCAUUAUGAUUGGCCAGAUCUUAAAGGCAUAACCUCCCCUUUCCCUAUAAUAUCAAUAUUAAAGUACAUCAUAUGCACAUUAGCUCUGCAGAUAGGACUAAAAAUGCAGUCAUAAUAUCCAUAUUACCAUUAAUAACAUUUGGCACGUUUCCAUGUUGUUCAGAGUCUGCAAGGCUCAACAUUCCCUAAAUCACCUUGUUAUUGAUGUUCAUGGUGUGGUGCCAAUGAGCUCUAUCAAUAUGGGUUCCCCAGGCCCGUCCACCAUCAACAUGCCCUAAUUCGUCAUGGUCAUGGUGUGUUGCCAGGAAACGAUAUCAAUAUGAUUCUCUGCCUUCCCCAGGCCCCUCCACCACUUUUACUUUUGAUGUCUUUUAGUUAUUCAUUCUCAAUGACUUUUAAGUUCUUCAAUGAUCUCCUAUAAGUAAAAGCACUUGAAUUCUUGGUGAAAGAAACAACCCCUUGCCCUUUAUAAAGCUUCUCUAACAGCCUCUCAACCGCACAGAAAACAGCAGCGAUCUAUUUGUAGCCUGCAUGAUUCUUGUCUUGGCACAUCAUUGGGGUGAGCUUGUAAGCGAAAGGUCUGGAAAAGCAGCAUUCACCAUUACGGUGGAGUAAUAAGCUUGGCUGACGUAGAUCAGAGCUUUUAUUUAUAUGUCUUUUUAUUCUGCAAGGCAUGAUAUAUUGUCUGAGACUCGGUUCAGGAUUUGUCUUUUUAAAAUUGAUUUCCCCCUCCAUUUCCCCGAGCCCCUGCUUUGCAUUGCAUAGAUCCCUGCCCUUCUUGCUUGGUGACACCAUUCCACAUAUUCUUCUAUUACGCACAGCAAGCCCUACAUGUCAAUGCUGUAUAUAUAUAUAUAUGUUUUUUCUUGAGAUGUACAUUUCCCUGUGUUCCACCAAAUCUCAUCUCCGCGGCAUAAUCACUAGAUUUACAUGUAAUUUCCAUACAUUUCAUCUUGGAAUAAGCGCUGAAUGGAUGCUGAUGCUAUGAACCUAAGAUGCUUAACAUGAAUAUUAAACACAUUGCUGGAUUUAGGCCAGAUUUGACUUUAUCCUCACUUGUUUUCCAUUAAACGGAGGGUUCUUUUUCUGGUCUCUUUAGCAGUUAGGGAAUAAACAAUCAGGUGAAUAUUUUAAAGGGAUCCUGUCAUUGGAAAACAUGUUUUUUUCAAAACGCAUCAGUUAAUA